UUGUUGGAACAUGCCUGUAGAGCAUUUAAAUUAAAUAUGUACUAAUUGACAAUUCAUUAAGGCAUAUCAUUUUAAAUAUUUAAGCUAACUCACUUAUCAUGCAUCGAAAUCAAUUUAAUUCAUGUUAAAACUCAUCUCGUUGGCGGGUUUUACAUUUUUCGGCUAAAUUUUUCAAUAAACAGCUAGAGUUGGCGGGAACCCAACAGCACUGAUAACCAGAGCUGCUGGCAUAUUUAGUGCUAAAUAUAAGGUGUCAAUCGCUGGUUUGAAAAGAGGGGGUGCACGCCGACUGGGCUACAGUGAGUGCACGUGAGAACGAACUGUUGCAUAAAUAUACACGAAUAGCUAUAGAGGCUGCUCGACUGCAACCAGAAAUCAUUCGUUCUCAGUUCCAUAAGCUGUGUACACUGUGAUUUACAAUGGCAACAGCCAUACAAAAUAGUCUAAAAGUAGCUCUAAGGAAGCGCAUGAAGCAGAUCCUUAGCUGCUUAACGCCCGAGAUGAUAGCGAAGCAAUCGGCGGCGGUGACGGAGAGGGUGCUGAAAAAUGAGGCAUUUCGUCAGGCUCAACGCGUUAGCAUCUAUUUGAGUACCAGCGAGGAGCUGGAUACUACUGCGAUAAUCCGCGAGAUGUUCAGGCUGGAGAAGAUGGUGUUUGUGCCCAGCUACCAGGGCACAAAGAUGAAAAUGGUGCGUUUGUGCGACAUGAACGAAUACGAGGGACUGCCGCUGACCAAAUGGAAUAUCAAGCAGCCGGACUUCCAGGAGAGUCGCGAGGAUGCCAUGACAAAUGGACAUGGUAUUGAUCUGUUUAUUGUGCCCGGCGUGGCAUUCACGCGCAGCGGCGAUCGUAUGGGCCACGGCAUGGGUUACUAUGACAAAUAUUUGAAGCAGCACGCGGAAAAGUAUCCGCACAAGAAGACAACCAUAAUGGCUCUCGCCCUCAAUGAGCAGAUAGUUAGCAGCGAAGAGCUGCCCAUGGAUGACCACGAUGUACGUUUAAAUUGUGUUAUUACAGAGAAAUAAGCUUAAAUUUAAUUACUUUACAUACAAAAUGUAUAAAUCAAAUAUACACAAAACACUUUGAUAUAUGCAAGU
Drosophila hydei is the source of this 1097-nucleotide messenger RNA. RefSeq names its product 5-formyltetrahydrofolate cyclo-ligase (gene Mthfs). Gene Ontology annotation, cellular component: mitochondrion. The transcript is spliced from 4 exons. Gene Ontology annotation, molecular function: 5-formyltetrahydrofolate cyclo-ligase activity. The record is from RefSeq and is a predicted model, not a curated record. Gene Ontology annotation, biological process: folic acid-containing compound biosynthetic process; tetrahydrofolate interconversion. NCBI's taxonomy places the organism in Eukaryota, Metazoa, Arthropoda, Insecta, Diptera, Drosophilidae. The coding region runs from base 420 to 1025 and encodes 201 amino acids.